Messenger RNA from Cololabis saira (Pacific saury), 5375 nucleotides. RefSeq names its product F-box protein 8 (gene fbxo8). Gene Ontology annotation, molecular function: protein binding; guanyl-nucleotide exchange factor activity. Bases 165 to 1136 code for a protein of 323 amino acids. The record is from RefSeq and is a predicted model, not a curated record. Gene Ontology annotation, biological process: regulation of ARF protein signal transduction. The transcript has 8 exons. Lineage: Eukaryota; Metazoa; Chordata; Actinopteri; Beloniformes; Belonidae.
GGUGACAGCAACAAACAGCAGCGGAAACAUCUUCCUAAAUCAAAGCAGCAGAUCUAUGUGUAUCACUACUUGAUUGGACAUGGCAGCGGGAGACGUCUGAUAACAGGGAAUCCAUACUCCCAGCUGUUUCAGCGUGCGGUUAUCAGAGAAAUAUCUAAACUCAGAUGGGUCAGGCACUGUGGAGGCUCCCGCCCAGACACCAGCAGCACCUCCAGGACAAGCUAGACGAGCAGAUGAACGACGAGGGGGGAGGAGCAGCAGGCAGACGAGAACUAGGGGGAGACGGCGGUGCCCAGAAAAGAGGCCCCCAAAAUUGCUAUGGCCCUGACAUCUAUCACCUGCUAAAAACCCGUAGGGGAGGUAAAGAACAGCAUGGUUUUAUAGAUUUGGAGAUGCUGCCACCAGAGUUAGGUGUUGCUAUACUGUCAUACCUGAAUGCUACUGACCUGUGCUUGGCUGGCUGUGUGUGGCAGGACCUGGGGAACGACGAAUACCUGUGGCAGGGGCUGUGUAAAUCCACAUGGGGACAUUGCUCCAUCUAUAACAAAAGACUCCCUGCUGGUUUCUCAUAUCGAAGGCUGUACCUACAACUAGAUGAAGGCAGUUUGACAUUCAAUGCUAACCCGCAAGAGGGUAUCAGUUAUUUUAUGUCAAAAGGUAUACUGGUGGAUCAUCCUACAGAGCUGGCUAAGUUCAUUUUCUACACUCGACGACUUAAUUGGAAGAUGCUACGGAUUUAUCUGGAUGAGAGGCGGGAUGUGUUGGACGAGUUGGUGACCCUUCAUAACUUCAGUAAUCAGUUCCUCCCCAAUGCUCUUAGAUAUUUUUUUAGACACAUUCAUGCACCUGAGGAAAGAGGAGAGUAUCUGGAAACGCUCAUUACCAAGUUCAGCCACAGGUUCUGUACCUGCAACCCUGGUCUUGUUCAAGACCUUGGCCUUAGCCCUGACGCCGUGUACGUCCUCUGCUACAGUCUCAUCCUGCUGUCCAUCGACCUCACCAGCCCACAUGUGAAGAACAAGAUGUCAAAGAGGGAGUUUAUCAGGAACACGCGGCGAGCAGCCCAUAACGUCUCGGAUGAUUUUGUGGGCCACCUCUACGAUAACAUAUACCUGAUAGGACACGUGGCCGCGUAGCUCCACCCGGCAGUUCUUCAUGCUGCACUGAAAAACACCACAUGUGAUGGGGCUCCUAUUUAUAUCCUCAAGGAUGGAACAUUGUGUAAAGGAAUUUUAACAAUUUUGAUAUUCUGCAAGGAAUAACUCGUAGGAAGUAAGACUUAAUCGAAAUGUUAUAACAAAUACAACUUUCCACUCCACUGUGAGAAAGGCUAUGCUACCAAAUAUCGGCUGCACAGCUUUAAUGAAAAGUGAAAAGUUGGAACUUUUGCUUGGAAAAAGAAAGUGGGAAAAGAUGUUUUGAAGGAGACGAGCUCUGACACGGCACUGACACAGCGGGAUAUGUGGAGGAGAAAUGAAGAAGAGUAAGUACACUGCCCUCAGUCUGCUGCAGAGGUGUUGACACUGACGGGCUGCUUGGUGAAGCUCCGCCCUCUACUGGUGGCAACAUAAGACUCUAAAACUAACUCUAGUCACUCUAAUGGCGCUUAUAUUCUAAUAAUGCAACAUUGGAGCAAAUAAGCUAAGCUUAACCACUUCAUCCAAUAGUAAGUGAAUUGGAUUUGGUGGCUUGCACUUUUCCUUUGACGGGACAUGAACAGAACUCUUUAGGCCUUAUGCCAGAACUUUUUAUAUUAUCUUGAAUGUUUUAUGUUUUUCUCCAUAAGUUGCUUUUAUUUGGUUUCACAAUGAACAUUUUUUUUCCAAAUAUUUGACAAUUGUCACGGUCACUAAAUUCCCACUUCAUGUGUCUAGAUUAAUCCCCCUCAAUCCCCGUCCACGGCCGAACACGACCGCUAUGUUUCAUGGAACUAUUGUAACAACUACUGGUUUCUAAGCGCCACUGUCUGCUAAAGUGCAACCGGAAAUACAAAAAUACAUAAUAAAACUGUACAAAUUCAAUUAGAUUCUUAAAUCCUAUACUAGAUAACGCAUUUGAAAGGAGAGUUAAAUACAUAUUUAGUCUUUUCAAUAAAUUAAAUUGUUGAAUCUGAACAGUUUCUGUUGAAGCUGAACAAAUGCAUGACCCUGGCAGUGACGGAUAUAAACUGUAUUCAAAUAUAUUAAAAGGAUUAAAAUAGUUGAAGUGUUGAGAAUGAUAGUGUGCUUUUAUUAGGGUGCAUGGAAUUGUUUUAAAAAUAAAAAUAAUAAAGAAUAAAGAAAAAGACAGCAAUUUGUAAUUUAUUUAUAUCAGUUGUCACACAUUUACCUAAAAGUAAUUCCAUUGUCUUACAAGUUCCUGCCAUGAAGUUGAAGCACAAUGUACUACAUUUAAUUAGAUGUGAUGACUGGAGCUAAUUUAAAACAAAUAAAUACAAAUUAAAGCUGCAAGCAGCGUGUCACAAACCAGAAAGCCCAAAUUUAAAGCCCAGAUUUUUUUUUAUUGGGAAAAGCAGGUUGAAGCGUCAAGAGCAGAGACCAUUUAUUUAAUAAAUAGCUUGGAGGACCUGGAAAUAAUUAAAAGAACAGAUGUAAACAGGAAACAUCAAAAUGGUGAGCUUUUCAAAGUUGUAGCGGCUAAGUUAGUUUUUCUUCCGGUAGUUUAACUUCCGGUCCCCCCCCUAUCCAAUCAGAACCUUCCCAACCCCCAGACCUGGAGAGGAAUUGGAGAAAGACCAUCAAACGUGUUUUCCAUGUAAAACUCAAUUCAGAAUUACUAUUUCCAUGUAAACUUGAAGGGAAAUAGUUUAAUUUGGAAUAAUUAAUUCCGAAUUAAAAAACAUCAUGUAACCGUGGCCAUUGUCAACUUAUUGAGUACUUCCUCACACUAUCUGCACAAACAAACAUCUACUUUCUUCCUUUCACUACAUGGGAGCACUGAGUACGAGCACUUAUGAGCGUAUAGAUCUGAUCAGAGCGGUGAUGAUACACAGGAAAUCUAAACUCUCUCGGACAGAACACGCUAGAGUCAGAGCAAGCCCAACUGCUGUGGCCAAUAAUCCAAAUUCACUGCAUUGCAGUCACCGCCUACGGAAGAGUAUUAGGGCGACGCAGGAGAAAAAUAAAAAUAAUAAUUUACAGGAGGAAAUCUUUUUUUUCAUGAUGCACUUCGAGAAAAAAGUCGAAAUGUCGAGAAAAAAGUCAAAAUGUCGAGAAAAAAGUCAAAAUGUCGAGAAAAAAGUCGAAAUACCGAGAGAAAAGUCAAUAUGUCGAGAAAAAGUCGAAAUGUCGAGAUUAAAGUUGAAGUACAAUUUCGAAAAAAAGGUUGAAAUGUCGAGAAAAAAGUCGAAAUAUCGAGAGAAAAGUUGAAGUAGAAUUUCGAGAAAAAUUUAGAAAUGUAUUUCAACUUUAUUCUUGAAAUGCCGACUUUUUUCACAAAAUUUCGACUUUAUUCUUGAAAUUGUAUUUCAACAUUAAUCUCGAGAUUUUGACUUUUUUCUCGACAUUUCGACUUUUUUCUCAAAGUGCACAAUAAAAAAAAAUCUUCCCCUCUCAGAUAUUUUUUCUCCUGCAUGGCCCUGAUACUCUUCCGUACACCGCCACAUGCAAUGCAGUCAUAAUCUUUUACAACAACGCGUUGUCGAGCUGUGAAUUAUCAGCUCAUGUUUCACAGAGCCAAGAGAGAAAAAUAUGUUGAAGCAGCAAAAAACUUCUUAUCAAUUAGCCACACUGUCCCAGCCAGGCCCCUAAACGUUAUUUCUGUAAGGCUUAUUCACACAUGGAGGUAGUUCCUUCCUCUCACCACACGGGGGUGCUGUGAGCAUGAACAUGGCUCAUAGCCAGACCUGGUAGAGUAGACAACAAUUGUACUCAAAUAAAGGUACUGUUACUUCAGAAUAAUAUGACUCAAGUAGAAGUAAAAAGUAGUCAUCCAAAUAAUUACUUGAGUAAAAGUAAAAAAGUACUUGGUGAAAAAACUACUCAAGUACUGAGUAACUGUUGAGUAACGUCUGAUUUAUUUUUUUAACAACCAUUCAAACAGACAAAAGUACAAAAUAAUCAUCAUCAGGCAAAUUAAAUCAAUAAAAUAAUAAAAUAAAUUAAAAUUACUAAAACAUAGCUUAAAUUAAAAUAAUGUUAAAUAAAAUAACAGAAUAAAAAAAUAAAUGAAGCACAAGUAGCACAAAAUGUCAAGCCUUUGUACUUUUCUUUUUUAACCAGGCAGAACUAGAACAAACAUGAACUCAUAGAAACUCUGUGUGUGUUUGAGUCUGUGUAAAUGUGACAAAACAUGCAAAAACAAACAUUUUUCCCAAAGAAUCACCCAGUGAUGUCAUGAGAUUGACGCGUACGUGGAUAAAAGGGACAAAAGAAAAGUAACAGCUCAACGUAGCCUAAUGUAGCGGAGUAAGAGCAACAGUUUCUUCUUCACAAAUCUACUCAAGUAAAAGUAAAAAGUAUAGUGAUUCAAAACUACUCCUAAAAGUACAACAUUUCCCAAAACUUACUCAAGUAAAUGUAACGGAGUUACUGCAAUCUCCUGUUGCAGGUGGCGCUAUAACUUUUCCUUAAUAUUACACAGCAGAUUUGUUCAGUUCCACAUUUAGUGCCAGCCAUGUGUUUUACAUUAUAGAGCCUUUUUGUGGUUGUAAACAAUGAUGACGUAGACCAGGGGUCGUCAACUAGAUUAGGCCGGGGCCACAUCUGCAAAAAGACUGUAUGGAGAGGGCCGCACUGACAAUUUGGGGGUUUUCAAAAUGUAUUUUGCACUCAGAGACGAAGAUUUAUGUACGGUAUAUGUAAUACAUUUGUGCAGGAAUGAGCAGGAGAAUAUAUCUGUCUAGUUUACAUAAUAAUUAUGUAUUAAUUGUCUUCAGAUUUAGUCAUUGUGAAUGUUAAAUAUAAUAUUCAGAUAAAGAAAUAUUAUUUUAAAUGCAAGUUCAUUUUGAAACCAUGCAUUGUGCAAACUUAAUAAAGUUGAUAUUGACCUACUUUUAAUAAAACACGCCAUAAUGACAAAGCACCACUUUCCACCAAGAUUUCCUUAUUUGAAUAUUAUAUUAAGCAUUGAGCACAAGCAUUUCAGUCCAUAGUAGCCAGUUUGAUGUUAUAAAUAAGCAACCAAAAUAUUAACCAUAAGCUCCUUUAUUUAUGACACUUCUGUGCAUUAUAUCAGCAAAACAAAACAAUCACAUGAAAUUAUAGGAGGUUUAGAAAUUCAUCUGAAAUGCAGAGUCCACAUUUAGAGAUUCAAAUGAAAAACAUUUCAGGCCAAUCCUAGAAGCCUAAUGAUGUAAACAAGUCCUCGUUACAACGGAGGUUAAUAACAAAUAAUGUGACAAACAUUAUCACUGUGCAACACUGGCAAAAAAUCUG